Molecule: messenger RNA, 528 nt
Organism: Recurvomyces mirabilis
Lineage: Eukaryota; Fungi; Ascomycota; Dothideomycetes; Mycosphaerellales; Teratosphaeriaceae
Exons: 2
Coding region: 1-528 (175 amino acids)
Source: RefSeq, a predicted model, not a curated record
AUGCCUAGUCUUCCCAAUGGCAUCCCAAUUCCGGAGGUGCCAUUGAGCUUUGUGCCUGCAAAGGCCGGCGAAGUCCUGCACCUAGGACCACUGACAUGCCGGAUCAUGGAAGAUGGGUCUAAGACCGACAACCGCAUCGGUGUAGCUGAGCUGAUUAUGCCACCCAAGACCCCCGGUCCACCACCACAUUGGCACGAAAUGCACGAUGAGACCUUCUUCGUGACACAAGGCACUGUCCGCUUCCACAAGCCAGAGCCAGGCAACCCGGGAGUCGAUAAGGAGAUCAUCGAUGCCAAAGCUGGCGACUACAUGGUUGUGCCCAUUCGCUCGCCACACACCUUCAGCAAUCCUUUCGACGAGGAGGCCAGGAUUUUUUUCACAAGCACGCCGGCCUUUUACAUCAACUACUUCAAGCUGCUUUCAACACUUGGUGAAGAAGGCAAGCCCAUGCCGGCAGAGGUCAACAUGACUGCUAUGGCGCUGUAUGCCACAACGCUGGUAGACAAGCAGCCGAGAAAGCCAGAGUAG